GGCGUGUGGGUCUUCGUGGGGAAAGAAAAUGCAGCCUAGGUACAGUGUCUUGGCGUCCGCGGCCUUAGCGGUGUGGUAUCUCACCGCGUGGCAGGCGUGCGUGUCCGGCAAAUCCUUAGUGGCGCCGUCGGAGCUAAACUCGCUCGGUGCAGGAUCCCGGCUGGAUCCCGCGGGCAACAGUGUGCUGGCAAGUUCGACGGAAUCGCUCACCACGGAGAGGGAGGACAUUGCAACGAACGCCCCAGCGACGACCACUAUCGGUGCGACCGGUAACGAGGUGCCGUACGAUGACAUACCCACCUUCAACCGCAAGCAGGUGUCGUUGGAUCUGCCGGGUGAUUUGUUUUCCUCCACCGCCAAUCUAACGCUGAGCUUGCGUAACUUUAUCGCCGAUUUAAUAACGCGUACCUCGGUGCGUAUUGCGCAGGUGGUGCGGUUCUUUCAGCCCCUGUUCGGAUACCAUCUGAUGAUUGACAUCCCGAAGGAGCUGGAUGUUUAACG
Anopheles merus is the source of this 501-nucleotide messenger RNA. RefSeq lists its product as uncharacterized. The transcript is spliced from 2 exons. Bases 29 to 499 code for a protein of 156 amino acids. NCBI's taxonomy places the organism in Eukaryota, Metazoa, Arthropoda, Insecta, Diptera, Culicidae. The record is from RefSeq and is a predicted model, not a curated record.